Cetraspora pellucida is the source of this 190-nucleotide messenger RNA. The record is from the annotation of a GenBank genome assembly. Lineage: Eukaryota; Fungi; Glomeromycota; Glomeromycetes; Diversisporales; Gigasporaceae.
UUACGAAGAUGCUAGUAUUAUAGAUGAAGAGUUUGACUGGUUUUCUUAUUUUGUUACGCCACAUGAAUUUUACCCAUUAGAGGUUGAAAACACCUCACAAUUAGAUGAAUGCUUCAUUACUCCAGGAGUAAUUUCUAAAAACGUUCUUUUAAAUGAAGAAAAAGAAUUGAUAGAAAACAAUGAAACUGAA